This is a messenger RNA of Peronospora belbahrii, 1164 nucleotides long. Lineage: Eukaryota; Oomycota; Peronosporomycetes; Peronosporales; Peronosporaceae. The record is from the annotation of a GenBank genome assembly.
AUGUUUACGCAAUAUGAGCCACUGGAGACGCUUGCACCGUCACUCUUUGGCUAUGUACAAAAGUGUCGUCAUGUACCCACAGGCGAAUGUGUUGCGGUCAAGCGUAUGGAAUGGCGCUUUGCAGCGUGCAAGCGUUCCAAGACGUCGGAAAAUGCUGUGGAAGAAGAUCUCUUGACUGAAAUUAAAAUGAAUCUACGUGUGCAAUUGCUCGGUGGUCACCCUAAUGUCUUGCCAUUACGUGAUUGUAUUAUGGACGAUGAGGCCGUACUACUUGUGCUCAAGUACUGUCAACAGGGAGAGCUACUUGACGUACUUAAUACGAAAAGAGCUGCUCGACAACCGAUUUAUACAAUGCACUACUUUGCACAGACACUACGGGGUGCAGCAUUCCUGCAUGCAAACGACAUUGCACACCGUGACUUGUCAUUGGAAAACGUGCUGGUUGAUGAGCGUGAUUGCUGCUAUAUUACGGACUUUGGCCUAGCAACACAAUGUCGGGGCAACAUGGCAGUAAAACCUGUGGGAAAACUUAGAUAUAUGGCUCCAGAACUAACUGCAGCACUGGUGUAUCAAGAUGAAGAGCUGGAAGAAUAUGAUCCAAAGGCGGCGGAUGUGUGGGCAUUAGGGGUGAUGCUGUAUGCCAUGGUGGCAGCCCGAUAUCCAUUUUGUCAACCACUUCGGAACGACGAUCGGUUCAGGCUGUUGGAGGAUUUUGGCGUGGAUUAUUUACUUGAAAAGGAUGAAGUAGAUGUGCGGGAAAAGAAGGAGGUGGUGGACUUGUUGAAAAAGAUGCUGGUAGUUGACCCAUCCAAGCGCUCGACGCUCGCAAAGCUACAGUCACAUCCGGCCUUGUAUGCUGUGGAAAAAGAAACUAGGCUGAGAGUGAAGCAAGCUCAGCCACAAGACUUUGUGCCCCAAGUAACGGUCACAAACAGUCAAGAUGCUCGUCAGCGUACGCGGUCGCUUGGGCACUUUUUCGGUAAGCGAUCACUAGCUUCAGUGUGUCCCAACGCAUUAUUGUCCAAGAUGGAAAAGAACAAGCAAGCUUAUGCUGCUUCAACCGUUAGUGCAGCCGCUGCACCGAACACUGGUAACAACGAAUCUAAACACCAACGUGCUGACGGCACGUUGCUAUGCAAGUGCUUUGUCCCCGCGUUAGCGUAG